CUCCAAUCAUCACUACACACUGAUCUGACUCCAUGUGUGAGAUUUGCUUGGAAUGUGAUCGACGUUAUGAAUCAUUAUGAAUUUUAUUCGUGCAAUUUUCAGAUCAUCAAAGGAAGUAAAGAAGCUAGUCGGCACUGACUAUCUAGGCAAUAAAUAUUACGAAAUUCCGGAGGAUGCUAAAGUGUUGGGUGAAAAGCUAAAACAAAGAAGAUUUGUAGAAUCAAACAUCAGCCAUUAUGAAUAUAAACCAGGAAUGAUACCAUAUGAAUGGGAAGCUUGGAUUAGGGGAAAUCGCAAAGACCCGCCCACCCCAGAGGAGAUCGCAAAGCGAGAAAAUCAAACGCUUAAAGUACAACAACUAGCGAAAGCUUUAGAAGAAAAAGAAGCACAGGUUGAUGAUGUGUCAGCUUGUAUUGAUGGUCAACAAAAACCUUUUGAGGAUGUUACCAAACAUGUAGAGGGUCAUGCCAAAUCUGAAGGCCACACAUCCACAUCAGAAAUUGGCAGUAAAAGUGAUGCAGCUAGCACAGAAAAUGUCUUUAAACCUACUGCUUGGCAACCAGGAAAGAAGGGCAAAUAACUGAAAAGCAAGAUUACCAACAGCAUGUAGAAAUUUAUAAAAUAUAAAAUUUUAGUACAGUACUGUAUAUCCUCUAUAACUUUAAGUGAAAAAUUAUUUAUUGUCAAAGCAAUAUUUUUGAUACUUGAGGAUUGGUACUCUUUACCACCCAAGAGUAAAAUGAAUCGCUGUUAAUAAAAUAAAACUCAUGACCAAAUCUCAAACUAUUUGUAUAAGUAAAGAUUGAGACUGACCCGUGGUGACCAGUAAAAGUUCCCCCCCCCACGAUAAAUUGGCUGAUAUGCUCAGGGAUUGAACCUCAGAUCAUGGUAUUGUAGGAAAAGUACUACCAUCAUCACAAAUUGAUUGGUUACAGUAUAUUGAGUUAUCUUUCAUACACUGUAUGCUCUCAUAUCUGUCGUAUGUCCGUUAUUUACCAAACUUCUUUACCAAUGAAAACUUAUUUGAUGUAAUGUAUGGUGGAAUAAAAAAGUCUCAGAAUCUUUCAUGCCAAGUUGUGCUGCGUAACUACAAACCAAAUAUAUGCCAACAUGAAUAUUGAAUGAUUAAAAUUUAUUAUUUACUAUACUUUGAUUUAAUGUUUUAUAUAUUGGAAUCCAGUCACCACUGAAAAAUGUUAUAAUUUAUUACAUAAUUAAAAUACAGUACUAAUACAUUGUGGUCUUAAAGAUAUACUGUCUGUCAUAAGCUAAAUUAAUUGAAUUAAAUGUUUCUUCAGUAAAUUAAUUACUGUAAAAUUUAAUGAGGAAAAAUUGUCCUCGCUAAAUUAACAAUAGAUCCACAUAAUAAAUACAGCAACUAGUGCAUAUAUUUAUUGCAUAGAUCCUUCAAUUGGCUGGGAAUUAAUUUAACAAUUUUUGUUGUUAGUUUGUAAAUCAGUGACCUGUGAUCAUUGGAAUUUCAUAACUUAUUUAUUUAUUCAAAUGUUGAAUUUAUGAGGUUCAUAAAAUUUUUGUGACAGACCGUACAUCUGUAUUGAGGAUAACCCAACACAUUGUAACGGAACAAAUUUGAUCAGAAAAAAAAAAAAAAACAACAGAAAAGGAAAGAUGAAAAAUAUUUUAAGAUGUUAUUUAACAUUUUAUUUGGUGUACAGUAUUUAAGCUAAAAGUUUUUUGCAUAAAAUGUUCAUUACUGCUUUUCCUCAAAAUACUUGUCCUACUGCGAUCAAGUGUUUGUUGCUGUGAUCUGUUUCUACUUGCUUGAUUUCGACAAUCCAAUAUUCUUCAAUGUUACUCUACCUUCAUUAUGACAGAUGCUACACAGGGAAUAUGAAUAAAAUCACAUUGACUAAUUGUC
Anneissia japonica is the source of this 1879-nucleotide messenger RNA. RefSeq names its product NADH dehydrogenase [ubiquinone] 1 alpha subcomplex assembly factor 2-like. Gene Ontology annotation, cellular component: membrane. The record is from RefSeq and is a predicted model, not a curated record. Bases 77 to 580 code for a protein of 167 amino acids. Gene Ontology annotation, biological process: mitochondrial respiratory chain complex I assembly. NCBI's taxonomy places the organism in Eukaryota, Metazoa, Echinodermata, Crinoidea, Comatulida, Comatulidae. The transcript has 5 exons.